AUGACUGGAGCAUUUUUUUGGGGGAGUGGGAGCUGUGUUAACGGAUUGGACGGGGAAGUUUUUAGCAGCGAGAGCAUGGAGGAAGGAGGGUAUUGGGUUAGACGGGUUAUUGUGGAGAGUGAUUCCACUCUCGCUAUUGUUGCUAUCAAUAACUACUCUUGGGAUUUGUUUGAGUUUGGUUUGCUAGUGGAGGAUGUUAGGCAAGUGGCGGAGUUGCUAGUGGAGGAUGGUCUUUCGACACUUAUUGCCAAAAAGGGGCAGUGUGGGGCUCUUAGCGGUAUUCAUAUUUGUGAGGGUGCUCUGAAUGUUCAUCACUUACUCUUUGCUGAUGAUAGUUUUCUAUUCAGAAAAGCUAGUCUUGAUGAUGCAAAUGUUGGUUCAAUAGAGCAAAUUUCUAUGGUCUGGUUUCUUGGUGUCCAAGUGGUGGAGCAACAUGAACGCUACUUGGGGCUUUCUACCUUUGUGGGGAAAAAUAAGAAAAAAAAAACAUUCUCCUACAUCAAGGAAUGGGUUAUGAAUAAGAUAUGUGGGUGGAAAGGAAAAUGUUUGAGUAGUGCGGGGCGUGAGCUUCUUAUUAAAGUGGUUGCUCAGGCCCUUCCAGCUUUUGCUAUGUAUUGUUUCUUACUUCCCAGGACUUUUUGUGAUGAUCUUCACAAGUUGAUGGCUCGGUUCUGGUGGGGCAGUGAUCCGAAUGAUGAUAUGCGUGUCCAGGAGCUUAUUGAUACGGAGUCUUGCCUGCGGAAAUUGGUUGAGUUACAUGCUUUGUUUUUGGAGGAGGAGUGGCUAUCUGGUGGCUAG
Messenger RNA from Pyrus x bretschneideri (Chinese white pear), 798 nucleotides. RefSeq lists its product as uncharacterized. The record is from RefSeq and is a predicted model, not a curated record. The transcript is spliced from 6 exons. The coding region runs from base 1 to 798 and encodes 265 amino acids. Lineage: Eukaryota; Viridiplantae; Streptophyta; Magnoliopsida; Rosales; Rosaceae.